Messenger RNA from Suillus clintonianus, 1230 nucleotides. RefSeq lists its product as uncharacterized. The transcript has 3 exons. Bases 401 to 1120 code for a protein of 239 amino acids. The record is from RefSeq and is a predicted model, not a curated record. NCBI's taxonomy places the organism in Eukaryota, Fungi, Basidiomycota, Agaricomycetes, Boletales, Suillaceae.
GAGCUGUCUGCUAUCUAACAUUGAAUCUUUCAAAUUGCUGCACAGAUCGUCCUCGACCUAGGCAAGAUAACUAGGUGCAAGCGUUGCGAGAAGAAAUUCCAUGGUUGAAGGAUUUCUGGACAAGCCCGAUCCAGGAUAGUCUCUCCUUACGGCGUGUCAGCAGGGAUCCAGAUACUUCAAUUUGGAACAAUGACUGAUGUUCUAUCCCUCUAGACCUUUAUGCCUCAUUCUUCACCAUAUUUCGUGUUCCACGCCAUAUUUCUGGCGACAUUGCAGCAGCAAACUUACUUACUGUCCGCAACUUCUUGAUAUCAACCCCACCAAACAGCCUCUCCCUAUAUCACAGAUUUUAGUACCUGAUUGUAAUCCCAACACAACCGACAACACCUAAAGCACAAUCAUGGUUUACUAUGCAUACGUACAGGAUAUCAACGGCCAUUGGUCCUCGCGAUACGUGGUCGUCUUCGCCAGCCGUGCAGUUGCCGAUGAAUGGUGGCGUUGCGUGUCCACUUCCGCCAAUACGAUCUUCAAGUAUUCGGACAGUAUCAGGCGAAUUACCCCGCAGUUCUUCACCCACGACGUUGCCAAAGCCAGCGCCGCCCUCUCUACCUUUGAGGACCAGGUUGCGUCUCGUUUCAGUGGCAAAAUGUUUUUCACGCCGCUGCCAGAGUCCGCAUUGAGCGUCAUUCCGAUUCUAGAUUUCGCGGAUCAUGUCAGCGGGAACUCUUUUUUCAUCCGCUCCAAAGUCUCUCCUAGCGAGUACUGGUACUGUCCUGGAUCGUCGACCGGCAACGUCACACCUAACUCCAAAGUCUAUGUGUCGCGUACUGAGCGGACCCGCUUCCGCGUCCAACUCAUCAGCGAGCGCAAGGACACUACAGGAACCAUCAUGAUUGGCUCUGACGAGAUCGCUAUCACCUUAACUUCUACCAACCUGUCCAUCAGAAUCUCCCGCAGCAGCCAUUUGAUCGUUUCGAAAAGCCCUGAGUCGGGGUUGAAGUUCAGUGACCUUGUGAACGGAUUUGCGGUGGUGACUCCCUUAUUGAACAAUGAGGGUCAAUCCGAGAACAUAAAGGAACUCUUCAAGACGGAUGACGGAGAAGAGUGGGAACUCGUUUGAACUGGUAUCAUUUGACGUUGACAAAGUACUUGCAUAUAACGCGAAGUUGACUUACACUGCUAUAAUAGAAGCUACGUCAAUUUGUUCUGCGACCUCAAAAGCUUAUCAGA